Pan troglodytes (chimpanzee) is the source of this 13857-nucleotide messenger RNA. Its product is annotated as golgin subfamily A member 6-like protein 9. NCBI's taxonomy places the organism in Eukaryota, Metazoa, Chordata, Mammalia, Primates, Hominidae. The record is from RefSeq and is a predicted model, not a curated record.
GAGAGAAUUCAUUUCAUUUUCAUUUGGUUUGUUUUCUUUUUGUUACAAAGAUGAUCUAUAGAACAUAUAGAAGUAUAAGAAAAUUAAAGUUACUAACUGAUAAUCACUUAAUGAUUUAGUAUCUGAUUGUUUAGUCUUUGUUAUAUUUACUGUAGAGAAACAUGUCUACAGUUGUAAAUUUAUUAUUGUUAUGUAUACCAUAGUAAAAGUUAUAUGUACUUUGAAGUUUUGCAAAAUUGAGUUCAUGUUAUAAAAUUAAUUCCUGAUGAACUUUUAUGUGCUAGGCACUAGUCUUUUUAUUUACUUAUUUUUACUUUUUUUGUUUCCCUCUGUGCCUAUGCUUACCAAGUCUUUUUAUUUUUUACUUUUUAUUAGCUCUUUCAAUCCUCUUAAUAACUUUAAAAGAGGGUAUUAUUAAUAUCUGCAUUUUAUGGAUGAGGCAACUGAAGGUAGGUAACUUGUCCAGAGUCACAGGUGGCAGAGCAAGGAUUGGAACCAGACAGUCUGACUGCCCUAGGCCCAACCAAGAGGAGCUGAGAGCAAGCCACGGGGCAGAAGGAUGUUGGAGGCUGGUUUUCUGUUCAGUUAACAUGAAAUGUAGGCUGUAACCUUAAUUCCAGGACAUUACUGAGAAAGCCUUCCAAAGCCAGAGGGGUUUUUUUUGUUUUGUUUUGUUUUGUUUUCCAUGACCAUGACUUUUGAGCAAAAAUUUGGUUUUGUUUAAAGGCAAUAUGGUGCUCUAAGAAACUUCCACUCACACUUAUGGAGGGAAUGGUAGUUGAGCUAAAUAGUGAAAUGCUGUAGCACACAGCCUUUAGGGCAGCUUCUGACCUAUUUCUAUGGUCAGGAAAGACACCUAUCUUUGCCUGCUGCCCACAGCCUCUAGUUAUUCACCUUCAGAAUUUCCUAGUCUGUGAUCACAUUCAGAUGAGAGAUCCGUUUUGUUUUUUCCGGGGUAGCAGGAAGUGAGUCACCACCUAUACUAAGCAGUCUAGUCUUCUGUGUAUAAAUGAGCAAGGGUGGGGAGCCAGAUCUGAGAACCUUGUGUAAUGCUGAGAUGCUCCAAGAGAAUCCAAGAGGAUGUCAAGAUUAUGCAUGGUGGUAAAGUGGUCUCAUGUUAGUUGUACCCACAGCUCUCAUCAGAAGCAGACACAGAUACUUUUUGUAGGAAAACAUCUCUAACUUAAGCCUGUAUGAUUCCCAAAGAUUAAAAGCAGGCAAAUAUGAAUUCAGUCAAAUCAUAGCAUUCAAGUAGUCUCAACCCAACAUAUUUGAGAAUUGUUAGAAACAAUGAAUAUGUUUCCCAAAGACUAGGUUUUGGAAUUAUCAGAUACAGAACACAGACUUCAAAUAUUAGAAUUGUGAGAAAAUAGUUACAUGUCAAACCUAAUAUAAAAGAAAGAUGGACUCAUUAAAUUGAGCAACAGAAAGGCCACCAGGAAUGAUGAGGAGGACCUGAAAAGAAAAUGGAUGAACUAGAACUUACAGAAAUAAAAUAUAUAGCUGGGUCUGGUGGCUCACACCUGUAAUCCCAGCACUGUUUGGGAGGCCGAGGUGGGAGGAUGGUAUGAGCCCAGGAGUUGGGGAGACAAGCCUGGGCAACAUGGUGAGAACUCGUUUCUGUAAAAAAUACCCCAACACCACCAAAAAAAAAAAAAAAAAAAAAAGUAGCUGGGUAUGGGGCACGUGUCUAUAGUCCUAGCUAGUCAGGUGGCUGAGGAGGGAGGAUCACUUGAGCUCAGGAGGCAAGGGCUGCACAUGCAUGCCACUGCAGUCCAGCCUGGGUGACAGAGUGAGACUCCGUCUCAGAAUAAAAUGAAAUAAAGAAAUAAAAAAUGUAAUUGUUGAAAUAAAAAACUCAGUGGAUGGAUUAGACAUCAGAAGAAAGAAUUAAUUGGUUAGACAAUUAUCUCCCAAAAGUGAGUCAGUGUGUUACACAGAGAGACAUGAGGAUAGAUGAUAGGGCAGAAGUUGGUGGGGUUGUAGGGGGAGGGAGAUCAGAAUGAGGUCUAAAAUAUGUCUUAGUGGAAUCCCAGGAGGAGAUAUUAAAAUUAUGUUAGAAAGUGAGAGAAAUAGAAGUUCUAAAGGCGAUAGAAGGAAGUCCACAUAAAUCAGUCACAACAAAUGUAAAUGGACUAAAGUUACCAGUUAGGUGGAACUAAUAAAAGAAUAUCCAGCUGUUUUAAUCCAUCAUAUUUAAAAUAUAAGGAUAUGAGAAGAUUGAAAGUUUUUAUAAAGGAGAGAGAGUAAUAAAGAUAUGGCAGUAUACAUUAACCAAAAACAAGUGAUGGAGCUUCAGUAUCAAAAAAGGAUUUUGGAACAGAAAGCAUUAGUAAGAAACUUGAUGCUGACUGUUAAUUAGGAGGAUGUAGCAAUUUUCAUAUUUUAUGUACCUGUCAAAAUAGCCUCAAAAUGCAGGAGAAAAACUGAUAAAACCACAGGGAGAAAUUGACAAGUCUGCCAGCAUAUUUGGAGAUUUCACCAUACCCUGCUUACCAUAAGUAAGUUACACAGAAUGCCCAUAUGUAGAUUUGAAUAACCAGUGAAUGGACAUGGUGUAAUGGACAAAUAUAGACCUUUGUACCCAAUAAUUAGAUAUUCUAUAUUCUUCUCAAGCAUAUGUGGACUGUGGGAGAAACAUUAAUUAUAUAUUAAUUCAUAAAGCAAGUCAGAAGAUUUAAAAACAAUUGGUACCAUCCACACCAUAUAAUUUAUAAUUUAAAUAUGAAGCAAUUAAGGUUAGAAGGCAAUAAUGAAGAGAUUAACAAAAAGCUACAUGAAUUUGGAAAUUAAACACCCUUGUAAUUCAUGGUUUAAAAAACUCAAUACAAUUUUAGAAUGCUUAGAAUUGAACCAUAGUUAAAAUAUGAAACUUCUCUCUAUUCCUCUCUCUCUCCCUCUCCCUCUCUCUUCCUAUCUGGAACAUUCAAGAAGCUAAUCUUUUUCAAUGAAGAACACCCCAAAUACUGAAAAGUAGCAAAAAGACAGAUGGCAUUUCAUGGUAAUCCCUUCCCCCAAGAGUGUAGAAUGUUUCUUUAGCUUCUUUGAUAGUUUGUUUACUUAUUUAUUAAGUACUUACUAUAAACCAGACUCUGCUUUAAUUUGUGAUGAACAACCUAGAGAUUAAGUCCUGCCCUAUGGAUUUUAUAUUAGAGUGAGAAAAACAGAUAGCUAAGUCUGGAGCUCAGGGGUGAGGCCCAGGUUGGAAUUAUAGAUUCACUUGACCAAGGUGAAACCUGGUGUGCCCCCUCCUACUUCACAUCCCCAGACAUACUUCUAGAACAUUUCUGUUCUGUUCUUGUGUAUAAACUCUUCCUUUUGAGCCUCUCUCCAUUGAUGCAUGUCAACCUCUACUUGUCUUUUGUUGAUUUUGAGGCCACUUGCCCAUAUAACUUGGAGGAUAUUGAAGAAGAAUCAUACCGACCUGGUUCUGCUACCUAACAGCUGAGUUACUUUGGUCAAGCUCUUGGACUUCUGAGGCUGUUUCCUAAUUUCAAAAGUGGGUAUAUGAUGUGUUAGGCCCUGGUGGGUUGCAAGGAAGAGGUACACACAUAUCACCUUUGAUGAUGAGGGCCGAAUGUUAACUUGGAUGGAAAGUCAUCCAAACAGCGAUAUUGUCUCUGGCCCUAGUAAUUUUGAAACCUCACAGAAUAUUAAUUUAGCAGUAUUUAGGAUAGGGUUUGAGCUCUGAAGACCUACAGUGUGGUUAUUUGUUCAUAUGGCUGUUUUCCAUACUAGACCAUGAACUCCAUGAGGGCAGGGUCUACAGUUUCAUCUUUCUAUCCUAGGCACUCAGUUCAGUGCCUGAUACAUAAUAAUAGAGGCACAAAUGUUUUAAGAGUUGAGGAAUUUUCAACUCUUACUGAAAGAAUAGGAAGAUAUAAAGGCUUCUCAGAGACGGUAUUAUUUAAGCUGAUUUUGUUUUUGUUUUUGAGAUGAAGUCUCACUCUGUCACCCAAGAUGGAGUGCAAUGGCGUGAUCUCAGCUCACUGCAACCUCUGCUUGCCAGGUUCAAGUGAUUCUUCUGCCUCAGUCUCCCGAGUAGCUGGGAUUACAGGCAUCCACCACCACACCCAGCUAUUUUUUGUAUUUUUAGUAAAGACGAGGUUUCACCAUGUUGGCCAGGCUAGUCUCAAACUACUGAUCUGAGGUGAUCCACCCACCUUGGCCUCCCAAAGUGCUGGGAUUACAGGCAUGAGCCACCAUGCCCGGCUUAUUUAAGCUGAUUCUUUAAGGGUAAGUAGAAAUUUUUUCCAGGUGAAUAAAACCUUGAGCUAUUAUUCCAAGCAGAGACCAGUAGGUGCAAAGACACAGGGAUAUAGAGAUGUUGAAGUUUACCAAACACUGCUAGAUUAAAAAAACAAAAAGGAAACUAUCAAAAUCAAAAAUUAAAAUUAAAAAUCACCUAAAAUACAAACUAUGAAUGGGCUUGGCCAGAGGUCACAUCGCAACUGAGUUAACUAUGACCGUAGACACUCAGUAAUGGAUGGAAGUUUUAGGGAAAACACAUAACAUUCUCAGGUUGUUGGCAGAGUAUCUGGAACAAUUUACAAAUACGAGCAUUGAAUUCUGGGAAUAAUUACACUGUAGUGAUAUCAUUUCCUUCUCUGCGUAUGAAGCAUGUAUGUAUUGCACACUGUUCAAGGUGCUGAAAAUCAGACUCUUCUCGAGCAAUCAAGGGAGAUGGAUGGGUGAGCAACUGAUUAUCAUGUGACAAGUGAGGUAACAGAGAUAUGACUAAGAUGGUAUCUAAACAAGAAGAAAGGAAUUAUUCAUAAUAUAUGGAGUUCUGGGGAAAUAUUUCUCAAAUGAAGCCGGCCGGGCCGGAUGGCUCCCACUUGUAAUACCGGCACUUUGGGAGGUGGAAGUGGGAGGAUCCAGGAGGAUCUAGGAGUUCAAGACCAGCCUGGUCAACAGAGCAAAGCCCUGCCUGUUUCUAUAUUUGAAAAAAAAUAAGUAAAUUAUUUUAAUGAAAUGAUAUUUGAGCACUCUGGAGCACCAUACAAAUAUAGGACAGACUGAAGGAAUGUAUCUGGCUUGAGUUAACAUUUAUUGAAAUUUUAUAUUGCAAAAAUAGUACAUAUUCACUGUUUUGAAACUAGAAAGAAUUGAUAGGCAAGGAGGGCUGUCUACAAAGCACUCCAUAGAUCCACCAUACUGAGACAAUGCUUAAUGCUUUGAUGGAUUUAUUGUAUACUAUCUAUGCAUAUGCAUGUAUUAUAUACAUACAUAUGCAUGGUUAAAUAGAAAUAUUUCUCCUUGGUGUUAAUCCAUUUACUGUUAUGCAGUAAAUCCCCAAAGAGCACAUUUGCUUUGCCCAAGGGAGUCUUUUGCUACAUACUGCUGUACAUAAUGAAAACUAAAAAAUUGGCUAACUUUUCAGCCUUGUGACCUUGUGGUGAUUCAAAUAGAGGCUUCAUCAAAGGCAGAUUCAGAAAUGAACUUGGUGUGUGGGUGGUUAUGCUUGGCAUUAUUGUUUGUAAUAGUAUGAUAGGGAUGGCUUCAGUGUCCACCAACAGGGAACUGGUUAAGUAAACUGUGGUACAUCCAAACGAUGAAUACUGUGCGGUUGUAAAGAAGAAUGACAAAGACCUCUGUACUCAUGUAGAAGAACUCACAUAUAUUGUGUGUGUUUUAAGAGGAACAAGGAAUGGUAUAGUAUGUAUGGUAUGCUACUUUUUGUGUUGAGAGAGAAGAGUAGAAUAAGAAUAUACGUGUGUAUUUGCAAAGAUAAAUUCUGAAAUGAUAUAUAAGAAACCAAUUAAAAGUGUUUGGCUGUAGAAGGAGAAUAAGACUGUGAAUGGGAUUUGGCCACAUACUUUUAUAGGUAGUUAUAUUUAAAAAUUUUCUGAACCAUGUGUUUGUACACAUGACCUUUUUAAAAAUUAGUGAAUGAAGGAAUGAAGUAGGAUUAUGAGAAAGAGAUAAGAACAAAGGAUCUAAGGGGCUGCCCAUCUUUUUAGUACCCAGCGAAUAUUAAUAUAUAACAAUAGCAGCAAAAAUUGGAAGAGUAGCCCCAGGAGGGUAGGGAGUCAGCCUUUCCUUUGUCUUUUCCUCAAUUUCAUAUAUUAAACAAAAUAAUCUGAGAAUGAUAAAACAAUUUGAAAUAAAAAAUGUCUCCAGAUCUCUUAAAAGGAAGCUGGGGCAGCUUUCUGUAGCGCACUUCCCAAAAAUGGGCUGAUUUACCUCAAGAGGCAGGGAUUCUAACCUACAUGGGAUACAUACAGGAGAAAACAAAAUCAGAAAAAGAAAAGAGAUUUAAAUAUAAAUAAAUGAAAAUAACAAUUCUCCCUCAUUAUAAAGGAAAUCAUUCUUUUUGUAAUAAUUUGGAUGACAAGUAUUAAGAAAAAUCUUUAAUUUGCCACUCAAAACACGGUGGUUUGUUGCUUUUUAUACGUUUUUAUGCACAUAAACCUUUUAAAAAGUAGAAUCGUAAUAUGUAGUCUUUUGUCACUUACUAUAUUUUGGGCAUAUUUCUGUGGCAGUAAAUAUAUCCUGGCAUCAUCAUUUUUAAUAGCUGGAUGUAUAUUAAAUUAAUCACUGCCACCCCAGAGGUGAAUUUUCUUAUACAUACAUUUUAAUGGGCUUGAGCAAACAUUUUUGGACUGAAUUCAUAGAAGUAGAAUUUCUGGAGGAAAAUAAUUUUUAGGGUUUUUAAUAGAAAUUUUCAAAUCAUUCUCCAGGAAAAGUGACUCCGGUUAUACUCCCACCAACAAGGACAGAGCUCCAGGUUCCCCUUUCCAUUUGUCAUCUUUCCUGCCUUUAUACAGAAAAUCUCAUUGUUUUCAUGACAUUUCUUUGAUUUCUUGUGCUUUUGAAUCUUUGUAUAUGCCAUUGGCCAUUUUUAUUCUUGUGAGAAGUGCCAGUUUCUCCAUUGCCCAUUUUCGGUUGAAAAUCAUUUGUUUUUUUUCUCAGUAAUUUUAAAGAUUUCUUUAUAGACUAAGGAUGCAAGCCUUUUAUCUGUCAUUGAGGUUACAAAAACUUUCUCCCAGUAAGUAAUUUGUCAUUUCAUUUUUUCUUCUUUUUCCUUUCCUUUCCCUUUCUUUCUUUCUUUCUCUUUUUCUUUCUUUUCCUUGUUUCUUUCUUUCUUCUUCUUCUUCCUUCCUUGCUUUCCUUUUCUUUCUUGCUUUCCGUUCUUACUUUCUUUUCUUUUCCCUCCCUCCCUCUCUUUUUCUCUUUUUCUUUCUCUCUCUUUUUCUUUCUUCUUUCCCUCUCUCUCUUUCUUCCUUUCCUUUCUUUCUCUUUGUUCCCUCCUUUCCUCCUUCUUUCCUUUUUUUCUUUCUUUCUUUCACUAGCCAAGCUCCAAAGUCACAUUUCACUUAAUUUUUAUCCUGCCAAAUUUGAAAGCCUUUUAACUUCGUGAUUUUAGUGUAAACAGGAGCAGGAGAAAAUGUAAUUAUCUAAGUCUCGCUCUGUCACCCAGACUGGAGUGCAGUGCCAUAAUCAUAGCUACUGCAGCCUUGAACUCCUCGCCUCAAGCAAUUUUCCCACCUCAACCUGCCAAGUAGCUAGGACUACAGCUGUGUGCCACCACACCCAGCUAAUGUUUAAAAAUUUUUGUGGAGAUGUGAAUUCUCUAUGCUGCCCAGGCUAGUCUUGAACUCCUGACUUCAAGUAAUCCUCCCACCUCGGCUUGCCAAAGUGCUGGGAUUACAGGUGUCAGCUACUGCUCCUGACCGAGAGUUUAGUUUUGUUUGCUAGUGGUGUUCUUGGUAUCUUUUCAUAUUUGAGGUUUUGGGCUAGUGCUGAAGUAUUACACUCACCACCCGAGGUCUACAGGACUUUUGGUUUAAUAUUGAACAGAUGGAACUGUUUAGUUCUGCAUCUUUGCAGGUAUACAGAAUGUGCCUACCAGGAAUCUGCUUUAUAUCCAUUGAAAGCAAGAAAUAAUACAGUAAAACUUUGCCUGGCUUGAGGCUUUGAAAGAAUGGCGUAUUCUGGUUUAAUUCUAUUACUUUGGAAGUAUGAAGGUGAAAAAAAUUCAAAACUUAAAUUUCCUGUUGAAUGCAAUUUGAAAAUAUAGCCAAUGAUUCCACUUUUCUUCUCUAGUAAGGUUGGACAUUCUGAUCUACUUGGUGUUUUAUUAUAGAACUGCUAGUGUGCUUGAGUCUUACAUUGUGAAGAUACUUUUUUAAAACUUGAGAUGUAAGAGGAUGUAAAUGGUUUUGUAGGAGAUGAGGCUGGAUGAGAACGGACACUUGUAAACAUACUUUUUAGACUAAAUCUCCGAUUGCCGCUUGUUUUUCUUAUGGAACUCAUACAAAUAAAACACAUUGGAUGGAGGGUGCGAGUAGGAAGGAGAUUCUUGUCUUUUAAUUGCAUGUCAUUGUUUCAUAACAAGGCAGAACAUAUGGUAACCCUGGCUUUGGACGUACAGAAGGAAACACAUUUUACUACCUGCUGUAUGCCAGAGGUUCUUGAACACUUGGAGGGAUUACUGCAGCACAGAUUGCUGAACCCUACUCCAGGGUUCUGAUUCACCAGGUCCAGGGUGGGGCCUGAGAGUUUGCACUUAUAAAAAGGUCUCAGGUGCUGCUGGUGCUGCUAGUCCAUAGACUACAUUUUGAGAACCACUCUUGUCUAUUAAGUGUAAAUUGUAGAACUCUAGAAAAAAGCUUAGUUCGGUCUGGGAUAAGAAGCACACAGGUUAUGGAGAAAAUCAUGAAAGAUUCAACCCUUGAUCCCAGCCUAGUGUGGAUUUCAGGUAACAAGCAGUACACAGUGACAUAACACAAUUCUUGGUUUUCAUGAUUGCAAGUCAUAGCCAGGUAUCAAGUGAGAAAUUCAGUUUCAUUUGCAAGGCUUAGAGAGGCUGGUGAUUCUAGAAAAAUGGGCCUUGUAUUUGUUUUAAACCAGUAAAGAGCUUUAAGUGCUUAUUAAAUUGGAAGUUUUGUGUUCCUACUUAUUUUGUAUCUUAUUUUAUUUUAUUUUAUUUUAUUUUGAGAUGGAGUCUUGCUGUGUCGCCCAGGCUGGACUGCAGUGGCAUGAGCUUGGCUCACUGCAACCUCCAUCUCCUGGGUUCAAGUGAUUCUCCUGCCUCAGCCUCCCAAAUAGCUGGGAUUACAGGCACCCACCACCACACCUGGCUAGUUUUUGUAUUUUUAGUAGAGACAGGGUUUCUUCAUGUUGGCCAGGCUGGUCUCGAAUUCCUGACCUCAGGCAAUCCACCCACCUCGGCCUCCCAAAGUGAUGGCAUUACAGGCGUGAGCCACCGCACCCGGCCCAAAAGCUUUGUGUUUUUAAAGAUAUUAGACAUGUUUCUUGUUUUUAAAAGAAAUCUUAACAAUAAUGUACGAGAAUAAGACAAACAUUUUUCCAAAAAAGAGAAAUCCUUGUGAUUAUUUUCUGUUAUUGGAAUGUCGGAUACUAUAGUCGGCUUCAUUAAUCAUCAAGAAUGCUAUGGAUUUUCCAUUUUUAUAGGAUCUAUAUCUCAGUUAAGGUAAUAUUGGUAAUUCUUGUGCUCCAUUUGAAGAUGAAAAAUACAGGCCAAAAUCAUAGACUUUGCAUAGAAGCUGGAUAAUGAAGACAGCUCUGGAGGAACACAUAGAUACACAAAGACACACAUAUAUAAAGUAUGCACACAUAUAUUUUUUAAAGUUUAUUUUUUACAGUUUUAAAGCUUUUAAAGCAAAAGCCAGCCCCUCCCCUCUCCCAGAGUGGGCGGCCCCUCCCCUCUCUCUUAGUGGGCGGGGACAGCAGUUGCAUGGGCAGCUUUCCUUAUGAUGCCACAGGUCCCUCUGGACAUGCUGCUGCCUGGCCACACCUCCUUUCCCUUUCAUCUUUCUCACUGACCAAUGGGCUUGGAGCAUUAAGGCCACGCCCCUAUUCUGCGUUCCAUUGGUGCCCUGGUUACGCCACCUGUGGCUCAGUUGCACAGCUGCCUGGUAGGUGACUGGAGGCAUUGAGCAGCGCUCACUGGUAUUUCGCUGAUGUGGCCCCAACCCCGCCUCCCUCCCCACCCCGCGAUGUCAGAAAAAACACAACAGGGGAAAUUGGCCGCAGCCAAGAAAAAGUUAAAAGCAUAUUGGCAGAGGAAGAGCCCUGGCAUUCCAGCAGGAGCUAACAGGAAAAAGAAAAUCAAUGGCAGUAGCCCUGACACAGCCAUUUCUGGUGGUUACCACUCACCUGGGGAUAGCCAGUACCAAGAACUAGCAGUGGCCCUGGAUUCAAGCUCCGCAAUAAUCAGUCAACUCACUGAAAACAUCAAUUCACUGGUUCGCACAUCUAAGGAGGAGAAGAAGCAUGAGAUACAUCGGGUACAGAAGCUUGGGAGGAGCUUGUUCAAACUCAAAAACCAGACGGCUGAACCCCUGGCCCCAGAGCCCCCAGCAGGGCCAUCUAAGGUGGAGCAGCUACAAGAUGAGACCAACCACCUAAGGAAGGAGCUAGAGAGUGUGGGAAGACAGCUCCAGGCUGAGGUGGAAAACAAUCAGAUGUUGAGUCUCCUGAACAGGAGACAGGAGGAGAGGCUACGUGAACAGGAGGAGAGGCUGUGUGAACAGGAGGAGAGGCUGUGUGAACAGGAGGAGAGGCUGUGUGAACGGGAGAAGCUGCCAGGGCAGGAGAGGCUGCUGGAAGAGGUGGAGAAGCUGUUAGAACAGGAGAGGCGGCAGGAGGAGCAGGAGAGGCUGCUGGAGAGGGAGAGGCUGCUGGACGAGGUGGAGGAGCUCCUGGAGCAGGAGAGGCUUCGGCAAGAGGAUGAGAGGCUGUGGCAGCAGGAGACUCUGCAGGAGCUGGAGAGGCUGCGGGAGCUGGAGAGGAUGCUGGAGCUGGGGUGGGAAGCCCUCUACGAGCAGCGGGCCGAGUCACGCAGCGGCUUCGAGGAGCUGAACAACGAGAACAAGAGCACACUGCAGUUGGAGCAGCAAGUAAAGGAGCUGAAGAAGUCGGGUGGAGCUGAAGAGCCAAGAGGCUCCCAGUCUGCAGCAGCAGCCAGACCAGUAUCGAGCACCAGUCCCACAGGAGCUUGGGUGUGCGGACAAGCAGAGUGGACUCCCCAGGAGCACCCAGGCUUGGGUGGAGAAGCUGUUGGUACAGGAGAGGCGGCAGGAGGAGCAGGAGAGGCUGCAUGCCAUUCUUUUCGGGCUGCCGAGAACAGGGAGAUAAACAUCACCAUCAUCUAAGAGCGGGUCAAGAAAUUUAAAAAAACAAACAAAACAUUUAAGGGGUUAAUAUCCUACACAAUUCAUUUACUUCAUUUGAAUGUUAGAGCCACUUAUGUUUAUUUGUGUUUCUAAUUUAUAGUUUAAAUUUAUUUGUGUUUCUAAUUUAUAGUUUAAAUUUAUUUGUGUUUCUAAUUUAUAAUUUAAAUUUAUUUGUAAAAAGUUAAAUGAGAGUGGGUCUUUCCCUCAUGUUCACUCUGGCAUCCUUUAGCAUUUUUUAAAUUUGAUAAUUAUAGGACGCUAGCAUGCAUAUCGAGUUUGCCCUUAUGUGGUGGGAGUUCAAACACACAAAGACCCACUGUAUGCACACAACUGUUCUUGCUGGUUUGGGAUAGGCUGCCAUGCUUUUUUAAUGUUAGUACAGCCUGUAUAUUCAUUACGGAAUUCAGAUAAAAUUUCCUUAUGUUCUGCUGUUAUGUUUGAUCGAAUCCUAAUCACAGUGAGCUCUUCAUUAGCUCAAUAUGUGGUUUGCCCUCAAGUGCGCGGUCUAUUACUUUGUAAUAUGCCACUGUGAGUACUGACAUUUACAGUUGUUUAAAGGUGGAGCGCUGGAAACAGCCUUUCCCCCUUUUUCUGUGUAUUGGGGAUGGGAGUAAUAACAUUUUGGGGAGCUUUUUAAAUCUCCCAGAAGAGGAAAGUGGCCUGCUCUGGCAGGUGUGUGCAGGAUAGAAUAUGUUUCAUUUGUUCUGGUGCCAAGAAUGAGCACUGUACUACGGUAGUUCCCUUAGGAUUUGCAUGUGCUCUGGGCUCAUGAAGAUAUUGCAUCAUGAGCUGUGGCAGUUGUACUCUUUUUUGACGACCUGAAAAGGGAUUAUUUCUGAGGAAUGAAAGGCUCCCAUCAUGACUGUGGAUGUGGAAAACCUUUUCUAGCUGAGAGCAUUUAUAUCUACAAUACAUUUUAAAGUCAGAGUUCAUGUUCCCUGUUUUAAUCACAUGACUACAUGUCCCAGUACACAAAAGGGCACUGGUUGGCAUUCUCCUUAAUGUAUUUAGUAAAGAUCAGAAGAAAUCCUUUAAGAGUUUAAAUGUCCCUGGAACAGGCAUACAGGCUCUAGUCAAGAAUGAAUUCGAGUGAAGGAAAGCUGCGUGACACCUGGCAUUCCUCUAUGUUCAUGGAGCUUAUUUGAGGCUAGAAGAUGGAUUUUACCAUCUAGACCUCUCUGGCUAAUAGCUAGUCUUCAACCAUCUGACAUAGGAAUUUACUUCUUUUCCUUGAAUGGAGAACACUUUAAAAAUAAUAACAAACAUUAUUAUAAACUAAUAUCUGUGAGAGUACUUAGUUGAAACAAAAAGGAGUUUUAGUAGACAGUAUUAUACUACAUUUGAAAAUCAAGGAGCAGUUUAUGCAACUUAAAAUGUUUACAAACUGCAGCGCAAUCUACUGUUUGUGAAUGUCAAAGUGUCAUAAGGCAAGUGUCUAUACAAUCACGGAGUUAUAUUUCCUCACGAAGUUCUUUACGAAGAUUGAAAUAUGUUUUUAUACCUCUCAGUUUCAGUUAGAGGCAUAUUUUAUGUAAUAUUUAUGGCUUAAAAUGGACUACAGGUCCUGUUCUUGCCUUUUCUGAACUUGCCGCUUUUGCAUUCUUUGAGUUCAGUUUAAAGACACUUACUUUAACUCCAUUUUAAACCCUCGGGCUAGAAAUUGUACCACUGUUAAUUAGCCACGUUAUUUGGUCUAACAGUUUUUGUUUAUCAUUCUGAAACUGAGCUUAUCUAAUACAUUGAUAAAUUAUUUCAAAGGUAUUUUUAUAGUUCAAAUCGCUUCACUUUUACCCUGACACGUAUAAAUGACUAGGAAUGACCUUCAGAUGGCGUUUAGCAACUGUAACCAAUCUGACAAUAAUGUGUUCAUCAGGUACCUGUGGAUUAAAUCACAUACUGGCAUAUUUAAGAUGAAUGCCAGUCUGAAAAAUAAAUAUACUAUAUUAAUUCAAAUAUGACUCUUUGUGUAGGUAUUUUGUCAUAUGUUUAAGAAAAAGCUAAAGAGGAUGGAAAUCCUAUGACAAUAACUCAAGUCUUUCUUCAAAGUGCAUGCAGUCUUUUGCAGUACCUCAUUCAGCCAAGUAUUUGUUCUCUACCUCAUUCAGUAUAAGGCAGCCUUUAAUUUGCUUAGACGGCAACAUUAGAAGGUUAGAGUUCAGCAGGAACACAGAAUUUUAAAAUGUGACUUCAACUGAAUAAAUUUGAAUUUCUGUAGGGAGUAAAGAAUCAAAACACCUAUUUAAAGACUGCAAAAUAUGAUAAUUAUUUUUAAAGUAAUUGAUUAAACCUGGUAGGUUUUCCCAAAAUGAAAAACAGUCAGUUCUAAAACCAAAGGUGAUUUUUAGAAAAUGUGAAAAUGUAAGUCAACCCUAUCCAUAAUAGAUUCUCUAAAACUUUAUCUUACAGUCACUUUCAAAUAACUAUUCAAAAAUGUAACUGCUAUAUUAACGUCUUAAAAUAAUUUAAAACAUUUUAAAAUAUGAAUACUGUAGUUUCAAACAAAGAAUCUAGGGGAAGGAAAAGUAGACAAAGAAAUGCCAAUUCCAGUCCACAGCUGUAUUUGCCAAGUUUUCUUAGAAUGACUUUUACCGAUUUAUGAAUUCUUAUACACAUAAUGCAUAAUGGAAAUACUGAUUUUUGUCUAAAGUGGCAUUAUUGACUGCUUCUGUGAUGCUACUAUAAUGUAAUACAUUAUUAAAUUGUUUCAAGGUGC